AUGAGCAAGGAUAAGCUGAGCAAGCAGGUGCCGGACUGCCCUGGACCUCUGUCCCCGUCCAAAGGCCAGAAACCCAGCAGGAUGCCCAAGUGCUCCCGCUGCAGGAACCACGGCUACGUUUCUCCUCUCAAGGGCCAUAAACGUUUUUGCAAUUGGAGGGACUGCCAGUGUGCCAAAUGCAAACUUAUAGCUGAGAGGCAGAGAGUCAUGGCGGCGCAGGUCGCUCUGAGACGACAGCAGGCUCAGGAGGAGGAGCUUGGGAUUUGUAGUCCUGUGUCUCUGGCCGGCCCUGAGGUGAUGGUGAAGAAUGAAGCUGGAGCCGACUGCCUGUUCUCUGUAGAUGGGGGGCGAUCCCAGACACCUACCAGCACCGCCACCUCUUCUCUUGCUGUCACAGGGAGUCGCUCCACAUCGUCUGCCAGCCCGUCGGCCAGCGCCAGAGCUCACACUGAUGGACAGUCGGACCUGCUCCUGGAGACUUCCUACUACAACUUAUACCAGCCGUCCCGCUACCCGGCCUACUACAGCAACCUCUACAACUACCAGCAAUACCAGCAGAUGCCCCACAGCGACAGCCGCCUGUCGGGCCACAACGUGUCCUCUCAGUACCGCAUGCACUCCUACUACCCAGCAGCCACCUACCUCACCCAGGGCCUGGGCUCCACCACCUGUGUGCCACCGCUCUUCACCCUGGAGGACAACAACAAUAGCAACAACAACUGCUCCGAGACAAUGGCGGCAUCGGCUUUCUCACCCAGCAGCAUCUCCGCUGGCCACGACUCCAUGAGCUGCCGGUCCAUCAGCUCUCUGGUUAACUCUGAUGUCAAAGCUGAAUGUGAGGCCAGCAGCGAGGCGGCCAACUUCACCGUCAACUCCAUCAUCGACGGCGACGCCACCAAAUAA
Molecule: messenger RNA, 903 nt
Organism: Scomber japonicus (chub mackerel)
Lineage: Eukaryota; Metazoa; Chordata; Actinopteri; Scombriformes; Scombridae
Gene: dmrt1
Product: doublesex and mab-3 related transcription factor 1
Exons: 6
Coding region: 1-903 (300 amino acids)
Biological process (GO): sex differentiation; regulation of transcription by RNA polymerase II
Cellular component (GO): nucleus
Molecular function (GO): RNA polymerase II cis-regulatory region sequence-specific DNA binding; DNA-binding transcription factor activity, RNA polymerase II-specific
Source: RefSeq, a predicted model, not a curated record